AUGGCAAAUUUGCGCGCUAGAAGACCUUUAAGGGUUCCACGUCUUACUCGUAGACAAAUUGCUGCUCGUCUCCAGUGGGCUAGAAAACAUCAGGAGUGGCUUUUACCACAGUGGCGCAAUGUGGUAUUUACAGAAGAGGUUAGGUUUGGACUGGUGAGUGAUGACCGUAGAAUAAGGGUUUCGAGAGAACCAGGACAUCAACAGCGACUAAAUUUGGCCCGAGAAGUUGUCCCAUAUCAGGGCGGAUCAAUAAUAUUUUGGGGAGGCAUAAUGUUUAACCACCGGAGUUUCUUAAUUCAGAUCCAGGGGACAAUGACUGCAGAAAUUUAUGAAGAAAAUGUCAUACAACCCAUUAUUCAACCUUUGCGAAAUAAAUUCGGUAACAACUCCAUUUUCAUGGAUGAUAAUGCAAGGCCACAUAGAACGAGAAGGGUCCAGCGGGCACUAGAAAGGGGCCAAAUAGUGAAAUUGCCGUGGCUUGCGAACAGCCCAGACAUGAACCCCAUUGAAAACAUUUGGGACACUAUAGCUCGAGCCGUACGGAACAGAAUAGAUCCACCUACAACCCUAAAUGAGCUUGCUGCAGCAGUAAAUGAAUAG
Messenger RNA from Acanthoscelides obtectus, 600 nucleotides. The record is from the annotation of a GenBank genome assembly. Lineage: Eukaryota; Metazoa; Arthropoda; Insecta; Coleoptera; Chrysomelidae.